This is a messenger RNA of Colletotrichum phormii, 1860 nucleotides long. RefSeq names its product mitochondrial branched-chain alpha-ketoacid dehydrogenase kinase-domain-containing protein. Gene Ontology annotation, cellular component: mitochondrion. NCBI's taxonomy places the organism in Eukaryota, Fungi, Ascomycota, Sordariomycetes, Glomerellales, Glomerellaceae. The record is from RefSeq and is a predicted model, not a curated record. Bases 368 to 1681 code for a protein of 437 amino acids. The transcript is spliced from 4 exons. Gene Ontology annotation, biological process: protein phosphorylation; regulation of glucose metabolic process. Gene Ontology annotation, molecular function: pyruvate dehydrogenase (acetyl-transferring) kinase activity.
UCCACUGAGGAGCCCUGGCCCGGCCUUGUUCCUGUCGCCCCCGGCAAUCCCAAGCUCUCACCUUCUUGAGGUCCCAGUUCCUAUUCCGUCUCCAUUACCAGAAAUAAACCUACACGAAACACCUCUCGCACGCUGCACGCGACCUCUCCUCACUCCCAUUGACUAUGCGGCAGUAGAUCUGGCUUUUUAUCUUCAACCUCGUCUCGCAAUCCCUCGACCUCUCUUCCUCCGCAUUUCGCCCGCUCGUGUCUGUUCCAUGUUGCCCUGCGUCAUACAGCCUCGGUAAAGGCCGCCCCAACUCGGUCACGCGGGGUUCGAUUCGAAUACCUCAUUUCAACAGUAGAUCACCAAUUCAGAGCCGCCCAACAUGUCGUGGAGGAAGACGGAUAGGUUGAUGGAUACCAUCAGGCAUUACGCCAGUUUCCCGGCAACUGGCGUGAGCUUGAGGCAGAUGGUCCAGUUUGGAGAGAAGCCCUCAGUCGGAACCCUCUUCCGUGCCUCACAAUUCCUUGCCGAGGAGCUACCAAUCCGCCUUGCCCAUCGCGUACAAGAGCUCGACGAACUUCCAGAUGGCCUCAACGAUAUGCCCUCCGUGAAGCGAGUGCAGGACUGGUACGCACAGUCAUUCGAGGAACUCACACAACUUCCCCGACCUGACUUGGACAAAUCGACAAAAGAAAGGCUCUUGAGGCCUGCCAAAUCAUAUGGUAAAGGCCCAAUGCUCUCCGAGGCGACCCGAAACCCAAGCAUCGAGGAAGGCCAAUAUGCAUCUUUGCCGCAAUCCAAUGGAAACGGUUGGAGCAAGCAGAAGAACGUCGCCGCACGGAGAUAUUUUGCAAUGGUGGACGACAUCGGCGAUUGGCCGCCCGAGCUGCGCUUGUACAACGAGCGGUUCGCCAAAGCCCUGCACGGCAUCAAGAGGCGCCACGACGGAGUUGUCACCACUAUGGCACAGGGCAUCCUGGAGUACAAGCGCAAAAGACAGCGCAUGCAGAUUGAUAACAACAUCCAGUCAUUCCUCGAUCGGUUCUACAUGUCGCGUAUAGGAAUCCGCAUGCUCAUCGGUCAGCACAUUGCCUUGACAGACCAAAGCCAUCACCGCGAUCCCACAUACGUCGGUAUCAUCUGUACCAAGACCAACGUUCAGGAUCUCGCGCAAGAAGCCAUUGAGAAUGCGCGCUUUGUCUGCGAGGACCACUACGGACUUUUCGAAGCACCCAAGAUCCAGCUCGUCUGCAAUCCUAACCUGAACUUCAUGUACGUUCCAGGGCAUCUGUCGCAUAUGCUCUUUGAAACUCUCAAAAACUCUCUUCGCGCCGUUGUCGAAACGCACGGCCAGGAUAAGCAGGAAUUCCCUGUGACCAAGGUCAUUGUUGCCGAGGGCAAGGAGGAUAUCACCAUCAAAAUCUCGGAUGAGGGUGGUGGUAUUCCCCGAAGCUCUAUACCUCUCGUUUGGACAUAUAUGUAUACCACUGUGGAUCGCACACCGAAUCUGGACCCGGAUUUUGAUAAGAACGACUUCAAGGCGCCUAUGGCCGGCUUUGGGUACGGAUUGCCUAUUUCACGACUUUACGCGCGAUACUUUGGCGGUGACUUGAAACUUAUCAGCAUGGAAGGAUAUGGCACGGAUGUUUACUUGCAUCUCAAUCGUCUGUCCAGCUCAUCGGAACCUCUCCAAUAGGGACCAGCAGUCAUGAGGGACAGGAACGCUCGAGGAUUGACGCUAGGGUUAAGGUAUACACUGCACAAGAGGCUCAAGGAUCGCGAGAUCACGGAGCGUCGGCAGGUGGGAGACGCUCAGGAGAUGAUGAAUCGGGGCGACACAGAUCCUGGGUAUUUCAAGCAAGACAACGACUUGUG